Messenger RNA from Oncorhynchus keta (chum salmon), 1874 nucleotides. RefSeq names its product protein FAM107B. The transcript has 5 exons. The record is from RefSeq and is a predicted model, not a curated record. The coding region runs from base 16 to 960 and encodes 314 amino acids. NCBI's taxonomy places the organism in Eukaryota, Metazoa, Chordata, Actinopteri, Salmoniformes, Salmonidae.
CUACAUUCUAUCAGCAUGCACAGUCUCCCCUGUUCUGCACUGCUCCACUGUUUCGGCAGUCCCGCAGACGUUACAGCUAACCCUACACAGUCCCUGGACCCGGACCCCUCCCUAUCCGGCAGAACUGAUCUAGAACCCCCCGUGGUGGUGGGCCCUGUUCUCUGCCAACCGGUUCCCAAACCAGACCCCCCUCUAGAACACCAGCCCCACCACAGAAUUGUCAGCUUUAUAUCUACACACACCAGAACAAGAACUCUGAAUGGCACCUACUCCAACUCCAAUGGUCAACCGCCAGGGAGGGAGAGCCACAGCUUUAAGACACCUCUGGCCUGCCAUUGCCUGUCAGACAGCGUUGAGGGGCCUCGUGAGCUGGUGAUUGGUUUAGAGCUUGGGGUGAAGUACCCUAUCAUCCCCAGACCCUCCAUCAUUAUCAGACAACCCAAGCAAUCAGAAUUCCAGGAAGCUUCGUCUGACUGGUCGGAAUAUAUGGAGGACGGGACAUUAUCAGAUCGGUGUGUGGACCCAGGUCUGUCUCUGUCUCGGGGCAGGAGUGUGAUGGCUGAGCCGGACUAUCUGGAGGGGGACUGUGAGGAGAUGAUCAAACCCAAGAAGCUGUUGAACCCAGUCAAGGGCUCCAGAAACCACCAAGACCUCCAUCGAGAACUCAUGAUGAACCAGAAGAUGGGCCUAGCUCCCCAGAACAAGCCAGAGCUCCAGAAGGUUCUGGAGCUGAGGAAGAGAGAGCAGGUUCUCAAGGCCCAGAGGGAGGAGCAGGAGGCCCACACCAAAAGGAGCGACCUGGAGAUAGAAUUAAUGAAGAGACAACAGAAACUAGAACAGCUGGAGUUGGACCAGCAGAAGGAUGAGGAGGAGCAGGAGAACACCCCUGAAUUUGUGAAGAUGAAGAGCAAUCUUAGGAGGACCAAGCAGGAGGCUAAUGGGGAGGAACGUACCACUUAGGGGCCCAUGGGGGGGAAUGUUUGAGAGAGAAGGAGAGGGCAACUGUGUACAUAGAGGUAUGUUUGUGCAGAGUCUAUGGCACAUGUCAUCUGAGGUGGAAUUCACUUCCUGAUUCUGAUUUUUUUCCGACCCUGUUGAGAAAGACCAUAGACAAUUUUGUCUGCCUACUAAAUACCAACAGUACUACAGACCUCUUUGUCUGUCUGCUACAGCACUCACCACAGGCAGUGACCAAGGAAACUUAACCACGUCAGCUUCUCUCACCAACAGACAGACUUUGCAGAGAAGAGAAUCCUCUAUAGACUACAGACUGCUUUGUCUGCCUGCUGUAGUACUCACAUCAGCAUCUCCACUCAACACACAGACAGAGAGGAGACUUAACAUGGACACAAAACACAGAACAUGCUACACAUGGACAGUCAACCAGUCUUCUUGGGAAGCCUGAUGCAGGGACAAACAGAACCCACACAGUUUCCAUUCCCUCUCUCCUGUCUGCUCCUUUCUCUCCGGCCACAGAAAGUUCUCCUUCUGUUAUUGUUGUCGUUGUUUUCAUUUUCAGAACCCAGAAUAGAAAAGCGGACACUGGAUGGACUCUUAAAACUGUGUUUUGUAAAAAUGCCAAAUUAAUGUGCUGUUAUUUAUGUUUGUUUGAAGUAUUUUAGCCCCAUGUAGGGAGUGUGUGAGACAUCUGUUUAGUUUUACAGCUCAAUGUGUGGAACCUGAGCAGGACAGGACGAGUGUUUGUGUGAAAACACCCAGGUUACUUUUUUAUUUUUUAUCACCAACAUACCACUUCCUCAGCUAAUGCUAUUUGAAGCAAUACUAGAAACCCUUUCAAGUGUGAGACUUUUCUUUCUAUAAUUAUAAUGCGUUCUAUAUUUUUUUUUUGUAUGAAUAAAAGUGACAUUAAAUCA